CAUGGACGUCAGCACGGGCUAGCAUUGUGAGUAUGUGUCUAGAGUCCUCCGUGUGCGUAUACAGCCGGAGUUGAAGCCCAUGCUCCUGUGUUUACACUGCUGUUGUUAGCCAUGCUAGUGUGGGUCAAGUCAAUCCGAGUAUGUCUACCUGUGCUGUAAUUACACCUUGGACUGCAGGACCAAAUUAACGACUUCCAUUUACUAAUAUCAGUGAUACAUUUGGCCCUAUCUCUCUGUCUUCCCUCCCAUUGGAGGGAAUAUCUCGUACCACUGUUUUUAAUAUACAACAUUCUUUGUUCUCUUACAAGCUAGUGGCAAAGCCUGAUUCAUUUUAGGAUUGGAAGAAGUUGGCUUGUGACUCAUUUGAAAACCUCAGAAAGGGCCUUACCCACAAAGAUGGUACUGAUGGCUGGUUGAAGCAUGUGCUGCAAUGCCCUCUGCAAACGUUCCUGAGGCUCCUCUGCUAGGACACAAUGAAAGAGUUCAGGGUGCUGGAAAGUGGGUUCGGUGGACAGCAGAGCCUGAGACCUCAGGAAAAUCUCCCGGUCCUUUGGGGAUUUAGCUUUAUUCACUGCUACUUGGGACAGAUAUUCCAUACGUGCUGGAAAGAAGAAGAACAAGGGAGGCCAUGAAGGAGCCACAGGAUUCAAUUUUUGCUUGAUCUUUAAUUCUUCACCAGAUUUCUUAUUAACACACUACUAGAUCUCUCUGUGCAAUUGAACCCACUUACAUUCAUGAUAAUCUUUGUCUAAACUUUGUACUGAUCUAUAUCCUGGGCCAUUGAUAUGAGUGGAGCUGCACAGGAUGCAAAUUAUCAUAGAAUUUGACUCCAUGUGUGUAAUGACUGAGCUACCCUGCAAGAUCACUUCUGAAAAUAAUUGGCGCAAACUGAUCCAUUCCAAAGGCAAGAAAGGUGCUCUUCAGAACUAUUUUAUGAACCCCAGGAACAAAUAAUGGAGGGAGAUCGCCCUAAACCUCUCUUCAAUUUGGUGGCAGAAUUUUAACAAGGGCCUCCCAGGAGCCCCUUCCAGUGUGUCAUUUAAAGAAACAACAUCUCUGCAGACCAAUAAAAACCACUGGAUUUUCAUCACUAGCCAUGUGGAGCUUGUCAUCAGACCGGUGUGGUGCUCUGCUCUGUUCAAUGUUGAUCUCACUCGGCUGCGUGCGUGUUCCCUCUGUGUGCUGUCCCAGCUCUGCGCAGAUCGCUGACACAGCACAUGCUGAGAGAACCCCCAAUGACCACAGAUUCUAGUAAGAUCUGGGAGCAACUUUGAUGAUCUGAAGCGUCGUCCUACCAGACAUGGAUACCUCGUACAAGAAGCCAGGCCUGUCACAGAACAGGCUGAUAGGUUUGAUCGAAACGGAUGACAGCAUCCAGGAAGGUAGAUCUGCAACUGGUGAACAGGGAGAAAAUAAAGGGAAGGAAAAACCACCCCUAGAGACUCCUUAUCAGAAAGAGAGGAGUGACUUUGAUCCAAAAAUCAUGAUUAACUUGAAUUAUCGACCAGGACUUUCCAGCAAUAGCCAAAAGGACCCAAAUCGGUUUGAUAGAGAUCGACUCUUUGGUGCUGUCUCGAGGGGUAACCCAGAGGAGCUGGAUGGUUUGCUUGAUUACUUGAGCAGGACCUCUAAAUUUCUCUCCGAUUCAAGAUAUACAGAUGCUGAAACGGGUAAGACCUGCUUAAUGAAAGCCCUGCUGAAUUUAAAAGAUGGGACAAAUGCCACUAUCCCACUGUUGCUAGAAAUAGACCAGAAGACUGAGAACCCAAGGCCACUUGUCAAUGCUGCAUGCACCAAUAGUUACUAUGCAGGCCAGACUGCACUCCACAUUGCCAUAGAGAAGAGGCACCUAGAUUUAGUGAAACUCUUGGUAGAGAAUGGAGCCGACGUCCACGCCAGAGCCCAUGGUGAAUUCUUCAGGAAGAAGAAAGAAGGAGUGUGUUUUUAUUUUGGUGAACUUCCCCUCUCCUUGGCUGCCUGCACCAACCAGUUUGAUGUGAUAAAAUACCUUCUUGAUAACCCCUACCAGAAAGCCAGGCUCCAGGAACAGGAUUCCCUGGGCAACACAGUUCUCCAUGCCCUGGUGAUGAUCGCAGAUGACACCAAGCAGAAUACCGAGUUAGUGUGCAAGAUGUAUGAUGAGAUCUUAAAGGCAGGCACCAAGAUUAACCCAGCAGAGAAGCUCGAGGAGAUAGUGAACCUGGCUGGGUUAACGCCACUGAAACUGGCUGCCAAGAAGGGCAAAGUAGAGAUCUUCAGACACAUUCUCCAAAGAGAGAUCAAGGAUCCAGAGUACUGGCACCUGUCUCGCAAGUUCACUGAAUGGACCUAUGGACCCGUCCAUGUAUCUCUCUAUGACUUGUCCUCUGUAGAUAGUUGUGAGAAAAACUCUGUGCUGAAGAUCCUUGCUGAGAGCAGUGACACACCAAAUCGAUACAAGAUGGUGGUUUUGGAGCCACUGAACAAGCUGCUUCAGCACAAAUGGGACACAUUUGCUGCCAGGAGAUUUUACUUGAGUUUUUUCUGUUAUUUUAUAUUCAUGGCCAUCUUCACGGUCCUUGCUUACCAUCGUCCCCUGGAGUUACAGUCUCCAUUUCGAGCAGAGUUCACAGCUAUCGGCUUCUUGCAGCUCACUGGACAGAUCGUUGUUUUCCUGGGAGGCUUUUAUCUCAUAAUUGCUCAGAUUCUGUACUUUUUGAGGAGAUGGCGGAGCCUGAAGAACGUGUUCUCUGAUGGCUGCAUUGAGGUCUUUCUCUUGCUCCAGGCAUUCUCGCUGCUGCUUUCAGCUGUGCUGUAUAUUGUGGGUUCAGAAGACUAUGUGCCGACAAUGGUAUUCUCCUUACUGCUGGGAUGGGUGAACAUGCUGUACUACACUCGGGGCUUCCAGUGGACUGGGAUCUAUUGUGUCAUGAUAGAGAAGACUAUACUGAGGGACCUGCUACGCUUCCUCGUGGUUUACGUGAUCUUCCUCUUUGGCUUUGCGGCAGCUCUGGUCACCCUCACAGGGGGUGCCCCUCCGGCUUCCCAGAACAAGUCUGUUACCCCGGAGGAUGGCGAUAAAGGCCACGUUGUGUACAGUGGGCUGCUGAGCACCUCCUUGCAGCUCUUCAAGUUCACCAUCGGCAUGGGGGACCUGGAGUUCCAGGAGCAUGUGAAAUUCAAAUACUUUGUCAUGCUGCUGCUGCUGCUGUUCGUGAUCCUGACCUACAUCCUUCUGCUCAACAUGCUGAUCGCCCUCAUGAGUGAGACUGUCACCAAUGUCUCUGGUUACAGCAAGAGCGUCUGGAAGCUGCAGAGAGCCAUUGCCAUUCUGGAAAUAGAGAAGUCCUGGCUGUGGUGCCCAAAAAGGAGGCAGAGAUCUGGCUGCUUCUUGUCUGUGAGCCUUGAUGAUAAGAAAGAUGAGAGAUGGUGUUUCAGAGUGGAGGAGAUUAACUGGGCCAACUGGGAAAAGGAGCUGGGAGUCAUCAAGGAGGAUCCUGGGAACUCCAGAGACUUGGAAAUAGAAUCCCUAGUGAAGAAAGUGCGGGACAGGAUGUCACGGGGGCAGGCAAACUCAGCAGAACUGGAGGAGCAAUUGCCGUUACAUCCAUUAGCCAGUGACUGAGAUGAGGCCACCAGAAGAGGACAAGCCAAGAGACUGUAGCAUGUUCUCGGCAUUGGAUCCUGUUGUUGCUCCCAUCCCAAUGAAUUCUUCAUUCUAUGGUGCCACUAAUAUUGAGAUGGAAAAGUAAUCAGUAUUAACAUGUCUCAUCAAAGACUGUGUUUCAGUCUGUUGCUUUUAUGCAUACAAAGUACUUCCUUUGAAGAAAUCAUUUCUGUUCAA
Molecule: messenger RNA, 3823 nt
Organism: Mauremys reevesii (Reeves's turtle)
Lineage: Eukaryota; Metazoa; Chordata; Testudines; Geoemydidae
Product: transient receptor potential cation channel subfamily V member 2-like
Exons: 17
Coding region: 1301-3604 (767 amino acids)
Biological process (GO): calcium ion import across plasma membrane
Cellular component (GO): membrane
Molecular function (GO): calcium channel activity; protein binding
Source: RefSeq, a predicted model, not a curated record